GGAAGGACGGAAGGAAGCAACAGUCAUCCAACGAGCGCAAACGAGAGGGAACGAGCAGAAGCGAAACGCUGUGCGCAAAAAAAACAACCCCGUGGCUGCGGCAGUGGAGGAGAGCUGGGUGCCUGCGCGUCUCCAAAAUAACUGGCUGUCCGCCUCAAAUGAUCUCAAAGCGACAAGUUUCACUUUCCACAGGCGGAUGGGUGACUUUCCUCGGCGCUUUGUGAGGAGGAGAUGAUGAAGAAUUUCAGCAGCAGUCCCCUUCACACCAACAACCAGACUUCCAACCACAUCAAAGAGCGAAACAACAGAAAGUACAAUUUACUCUCUGCUGUACCGUUGCGAUUUUCCUUGCGAGGUUAUGGAUUCUGCAUGGCUACGCUGUUCUUCUUCUGUUUCGGCUCCCUUUUUUACCAGUUGAACGGAGGACCCCCUAAAAUCCUGCUGGACAUCCGACAGUAUCUCGGUGAAUCCACAUAUCUGGAUGACCACGGACCCCCUGCAUCAAGAGUGCUCCCGUUCCCCAGCCAGGUGGUUUAUAACCGUGUGGGGAAGUGCGGCAGCCGGACGGUGGUCAUCUUGCUGAGGUUACUGGCUGAGAAACACCAGUUCAACCUGGUCUCCUCAGACAUCCACAAUAAAACACGCCUCACGAAACAUGAACAGCAACGCCGUGAUGAUAUUCACACAGAUACACAUUCACAUCUGGAAGCUGUCCAGUACUACCACAGUCUUAUCUGCUGGCCACUGAGCAGCUCCACUGGAGCAGUUGGGGUUAAGGGCCUUGCUAAAGGGCACCUCAGUGGUGGUAAUGAGAGAGAGGUGGAUCUCAUGAAGAACAUCAGUAAUAUCCCUCAGCCGUUCCUCUAUACCCGGCAUGUUCACUUCCUAAACUUUACCAGGUUCAGGAUAGAGCAGCCUGUCUAUAUCAACAUAAUCCGGGACCCCAUCAACCGGUUCCUCUCCAACUACUUUUUCCGUCGCUUUGGCGACUGGAGGGGUGAGCAGAACCACCUCAUCCGCACUCCAGGGAUGAAAGAUGAUGAGAGAUACCUGGAUAUCAAUGUGUGCAUUCUAGAGAACUACCCUGAGUGCUCCAACCCCAGAGUUUUCUACAUCAUCCCCUACUUCUGUGGACAGCAUCCUCAAUGCAGGGAGCCAGGAGCAUGGGCUCUGGAGAGGGCCAAACAGAAUGUGCUGGAGAACUACCUGCUUGUUGGUAUCCUGGAGGAGCUGGAGGAUGUUCUGCUCCUGUUGGAGAGGCUCUUACCUCAUUACUUUACUGGAGUACUCAACAUCUACAAGAGCCCUGACUAUAGGAAAAUGGGGAACAUGACAGGCACAGUACGUAAACACACGCCCACUCUGGAGGCCCUGCAGGUGCUUUACCACCGCAUGCGCUACGAGUAUGAGUUCUACAACUUCAUCCGUGACCAGUUCCACCUCAUGAAGAAAAAAAUUGGCCUCAAGUCUGUCUCCCAACCCACCGCCUACUCACCUGCUUUCCUUCGAGAGCUGGCCCUCCGAACCCCAGAGCCUCUGGAUGAAGACGAGGAGCUUGACGCAGACCUGGAGGAUGCCAACAGCUGGCUGGUCCAUCCCUAAGGGCUGUAUGAUGAACAGUGGAUGUAGCCCAAAAAAAGCUGAUUGGCUGGAAUUGGCUGGAGAUAGCUGGAGGAAGCCUUCGGGCAGACGGGGAGCGUUCCCCGUCUUUCAGCAUUCCUAAGAAAAGUGAGGUGUGUUUAGGGGUGUGUGGAUCCUGACGCUCAUGUUUGUACGAGCUCUGAUUUCCAUCUGCAAUAGACUCCUAUCACGACAGGCUCAGCACAGAGGACUAUAGGGGUUGAGUAAUUGGAAGGACUAAAUGCUCUAUUUAAAAAUUGACCAAGGACAAUGGAAAAUAAUGUUAAGCUCAAUUUGCAUGACUCAAGUUUUGUUUUAAUUUGAGCUUGUUUUUGGGUUCAUUUAUGUAAAAAAAAACCAUCAUUGCUGUAAUCUCCAGGAGAGAUUAGCGCAACUUGUGGAUAGCUAAAUGUGUUGGGAAAUAUUCUAAAUCUUGGUCGCUGGGGUGUUAACUGUAGGAGAGGACUCCAGAGACACUGCCCAAGAAAGAGGUUCAUACUUUAUGAAAGGGUUAAUGUCCUAAAAGCUGGAAUGGGAAAUGGUAUCCAUGAAUAAAAAAGUACCAAAACCCUUUUUUGUAUAUUAGUUGUUUAGGACUAUUGUAAGUGCCAAACCUUGCUUGAGUUCCAGUUACCGACAGGAACCUGUGCACAGCUGGUGGAGUUGUGAAGUCAGUUGUUAUAGUAUUGAUUUAUAACAUUUUGUUUCAUUUUGUAAGAUAUUAUUAGAUAUAAAUGAGGGUUAAACGGUAAGCACUCAAUUAUGAAUUCAAAGAAUUCCAACUGUGUGUGCAUGAAUGAUUGAGUUUGACCAAACCAGCGGUGUAUUUUAGCAUAGAUUUAUUAUUUGGAACAGGUCACUUGUUGAGAAUAUAGGCUGGGUUUAGAGUCAAACAUUAAAAAGCAUAUACGGAGCGUAAUUUGUUUUAAUCCAAAGUUUAAAAGAUUGAGUUUGCCAAAUACCAAUGUUGCUGCGAUGCAUUACAAAACUGUAUAUACUGCACUUUUUCUGAGGUGACUUCCUGAAAUUCUGCAGCAAAAUGAGGGACUUGGUCACAAAACUGGAUACUUAUUUGCCUUUCAUUUCAAAUAGGAUUAUGUUGCUGUUUAAGGUUUUGUUUUCUCUCUCAAAAUAUCAUCAUUUGUGAAGUGUUACUGAUCCCAGCUAACACUAAUCUCUAAUUCUCCAGCAGCUAUUCAGAGUGCAUGUUUUUUAUCACUCAUGUAAAAAUCAUCCAGAGAACAGUAACCAUAAGCUAAUGUGUGACUGUCACAUACAUAUUUCACUUUACCAUCUUAAUUUCCAUUGUCUGUACCUUUUCAUUGUCCUGGUUUGUGUUCAGUGUUUUUUGCCAGUUUAAUUUAUUAUUUUGUAUUCAUUUGCAUUCCAGAUAAGAUUCUCAGGAAGAAAAAAAAAGUUUAACAACUUGAUCAUUUGUAUCUUUGGUUUCUGGCGGCUAUGAAACCAUUUCUUGGCAUUGGCAAGGGUGUCUAGAAUGGGUUUAUAUCAUCAGCUGAAAACUGGUUAACUAAUGCACUCCAUCAUUUUACAGUCUUCAAAAUAAAUGUCUUCUAACUAUUGCA
Molecule: messenger RNA, 3203 nt
Organism: Siniperca chuatsi (mandarin fish)
Lineage: Eukaryota; Metazoa; Chordata; Actinopteri; Centrarchiformes; Sinipercidae
Gene: usta
Product: uronyl 2-sulfotransferase a
Exons: 9
Coding region: 232-1602 (456 amino acids)
Cellular component (GO): membrane
Molecular function (GO): sulfotransferase activity
Source: RefSeq, a predicted model, not a curated record